Messenger RNA from Cladocopium goreaui, 1073 nucleotides. The record is from the annotation of a GenBank genome assembly. NCBI's taxonomy places the organism in Eukaryota, Dinophyceae, Suessiales, Symbiodiniaceae.
GAUCUUCAGUCUGCCUUAAAGCUGUUUAACAAGCAAUGGCAGCAAGAACACUUUUCGGCGCAGAAAUUGCAAGCACAACUGGAAAGGCAAAGGAAACUCAGUGUCACAAAUGUGGCAAUGUGUUUAUGGCCGACUCGCUUUUCUGCAGACACUGUGGCUCCAAGCGUGAGGAGGUGCCAGUGCAGCAAAGUGCCCCGCAGAUCAGCUCUCCAAUCCACAUGCUCACCGAAGAGGAACAGGGGCAAAUCCUUGUCGAGCGCAAGAUUGAGGCAUUUCGACAGCUGGCAGCCAAUUUAGACGCUCAGGUCAUUGACCAGAUCGUUGACGAGCACAAUCGAAGGCUUGUUGGCUCCGCAGGUGUCGGAAACGGCGCAGCCUUAGAAGCCUGUCAACAGGAGCUUGCUCAAUGCAAGGAGCUGCUUGCCUUGAAAGAGCAAGAACUCGCAGAUUGCCGGGAGGAGCUGCAGAGGCUUCGAGAAUAUUCGACUGCCUUGGAAGAGAGGGAUCAAAAGCUAUCCGCAGCAGUGCACUCAUCUGCGCCAAUGCUAGAUCAGGUCCACAGAAAAGUCUCCUUUACCCCGUCGGCUGUGCAGCCAACGAUAGCUGCUAUAAACCCAGCGGCAUCUCGUUUCGCCCAGAUGGAUACAAAUCACGAUGGUCUUAUUUCACAGGAUGAAUUUGAAAGUCAUCGUGCGGCACGCAGCAACGUUUACAUGGCAGAUACGAACAGAGGGCACCCUACGGCAGCUUCAGUAGGCAGCUCAAGCCCUGGUGGAAGGUGUAUGGUGCAGCUGCCCAGUCAGGCGACCUACAAGGCUGCCUACCUACCAUCUCACCAGGCACCAGUGAUGCCGAUGCCUGUCCAGGAUUCACUCUUUCAGCGCAUUGAUUCCAAUCAUGAUGGAGUGAUCUCAGCGGAAGAAGCAAUCUCCCACUGUCCAAAUUGCGGCAACCUCUACAUGGCAGACUCCAUUUUUUGCCGCCACUGCGGCCGGCGCAGAGACUGAGAUGAGAAUGCUGACAUCGUACUUGAUUCGCAGACGCAUGGAAGGUUUCCCCACACAGAAUCAAAC